This is a messenger RNA of Saxophila tyrrhenica, 1044 nucleotides long. RefSeq lists its product as uncharacterized. NCBI's taxonomy places the organism in Eukaryota, Fungi, Ascomycota, Dothideomycetes, Mycosphaerellales, Extremaceae. The coding region runs from base 1 to 1044 and encodes 347 amino acids. The record is from RefSeq and is a predicted model, not a curated record. The transcript has a single exon.
AUGUCUGGCUACAACAGCCGUGGCUCGCGGCUUAGUCGCACUUCAGGCUACACCUCGACCAACGACAACAGCACAUCUGGCCGUAGCCCUCGCGACCCGUACCGUUUAGGAUAUGCCGCCACGCCUCGCGCCAACAGCCCUCGCAGCUCCUACGGAUCAGGCUAUCCCGCUCCAGCUCGCGACCACAGCCCAGACGGCCGCACGUCCCAAAGGAGCCGCACACCAACCCCAGCUCGCCGCGAUUCUUACCCAUCCAGCUUGCGAUCAGGUGGCGGCUACGGUGGUCCGGCACGUGAGAGGUAUGGCGAGCGGGGCGAGGACGAGCAGACGUACUGCGCAGCACCUCGAGACACCGAACGCCGCGAUAGAGGUGGUGCUUUCGGCGUGUACGACGAGCCGUCGGGCCGUCGUGAGGAUGAGGGCACCGCAAGACCGCGCCGCCCCGAGUCUUACGCAGCCGCCAACACUCUCCUGGACUUCUGCAACAGCCCUGUCGACCGCCACUCACGCCCACCAUUCACCCGGCAGAACCCCAGCUCUCGUCGUGGCGCAGAAGACUUAAGGUCUCAAAACACGGCACCAAACCAUCAACGUGAUGUGGUCCCCUCGAUCGAGACCACCAGUCAGACUCGUCGGACAGCCUACUACGAGUCACACGCUACACCCAGUCCCCGCUCCUCCGCUCCGCGAACCCCAGACCUCUACUUCCCGACUCGACUCUACUCUACCAUCUCUCCACGCCCCUACAACUCCAACUACUCGACGGACUACGAGAUUGACCGCCCGAGCAACCAGAACCGCUACCGCAGCGAGUCCCGCUCCUCGACGCUAUCAGGCGGAGCCACUACUAACAGCGAGACCCACUCAUCUUCACAUCGAGCCUAUGGAAGCCAUCCAGCGUCAGAUCGAGUCCAUGGAAGCUACUCACCGUCAGAUCGACCCCAUGGAAGCUACUCGCCGUCAGAACGGGUCCAUGGAAGCUACUCGCCUUCAGAUCGAACCCACGGAAGCUACUCGUCUGAGGAUAGGAGCGAGAGUGAGUAG